AUGAAUUGGUCAAACAUUGUUUUAAGGGGUGGUCCCCCGGGUAAAGUUGUUUCGUCUGAGGAAAUAGAUGUUGUCGAUAGUGGUCGAUAUAAUGAAUUUGGUUGGGGCAAACAUUGUUUUGAUAUCACUAUGCAUUCUUUGAAGGGUAAGAUAGAUUCUGGUUAUAAGAGGGUAGUUCGUAGUGACGAGGAUGGUGGGUAUUACAGGUUAUUGGGUUUUCCUUUGGCUAUUCAAUUCUGGUUUUUCGAGUGUUGCCCGUAUGUUAUUGAGAAACUGUCGUUGUACUCAAAUGUUGGCAUUCCAAGGAUUUUGAAUUGGCCUAAAUUACCCAAGGACAAGGAGGGUAUGGUGAAAAUGGAUGUCAUGAACACCCUCAUUUUCGAUCGGUCUUUGAAAGAGUUAAAAUUAAGAAACAUCACUCCAACUUCCGUUGAGAGAUUGAGUUUGAGCCUCACUGAUUUAUUCUCUGGUGAGACUACUCCCGAGGCUGUAAAAUUAAAAAUUAAAGGUGGUUCCAAGCCUGCUGGUCAACCUGGCUUCAUGGGUGCUUCUUCAUCAUCUGCUCAUGAGAAUGUCUCCCGAGUUGAGUUUGAGGAAUUUAAAAAGUGUUUAUCUGUUGUUGUCAGCCAGCAAGGGAUACUUAUGAAAUCUGUUGCUGAGAUGAACAAGAAGCUGGACAUUCUUAUUGAGUCAUCCCAAGGUGGUCUUACUCACAAUGGAUCUCAGUCUGAAGAUGCUCUUCGUACUUCAGAAAAUGAGGAUGAUGAAGAUUCCACUUCGGAGGAAGACGAGGAUGAUAAAUUCGACGAUGACAAAGGAGAUGAUCAUCAUGACGAUGAAACUGAUGAUGAUCUGGGUGGAGAUGGUGUUGGUGCUGGUCAGGAUGAGGCUCACACGGGCGAUGUUCGUAACGAUGAGGGUGUUGUUGUCCCCGAGGUUGUUUCGAGGGAUGAUGAUACCGGCAAGGUGGAUGAUGCCAAGAAUUCUGACCCUGUGGAACCUCUUGCAGAGAUCAAACAGCCUGAACAGUCUCAAGGUGGGGAGGAGAACAUUGAUGUUGAUGCAACAAUUGCAUCUGCUGUUAAAGCUGUGGAGAAUUUGAUCGGUUCCUCAACUCAUGCCCCUGCUUCUGUUGAGACUUCUGAGAAGACUGAUCUUGAAAUGGUUGUUUUUCAAGAGACUCCUAUUUUACGUCCUCAAAAGAGGGAUCGGAAGAAAGGAGCUGUUUUGAAAUCCCCAUUCAUUGAGCUUGCUUCUGGUGCAUCUAAAUCAGGUUCAUCCUCAGUUUCUCCUGAUGAUUCUGUGUAUAAGGUCGUUAAAUAUGUGCGUGGUUUGUGCCCGUUGGACAACAAGAUUGGUGAACCUGUCGAUCCGCAAUUGGAAGCUGAGUCUGUCAAGUGGGUUGAUACAGGUCUUAGAAAGCAUAAAUCUAACACAACAGCUAAUGUGUAUUGUAAGGGUAAGGAUACAAUAUUUCCGCCAUUUCGUUUUGGUGUUGAGGACAUUAGCAACAAGAUGUGGUUUCACAACCUUGCCUACCCUAAUUGUUUCCUUACCAAUUCUCACAUUGACAUCAUUUUCUAUUAUCUCCGUAAGAAAAUAAUGUACUCAGCCGAGCCGAAAAUCAAAGUCACCACAACUGAUUGCCUCUUUUGUUCUAGCAUAACAAGUUUGUAUGAGAAGUUUGUUGAGAAAAACAACGAUAUAUCUGUGUUGUCUCUUUCUCACAAUGUGGCCCAGUACAUUCAAGGUGGUAAGAUAUUAUGUGCCACUCCUUGGCAUUUGGUUGAUCAUGUUGUUAUGCCUAUCAAUGUAAAAUUACAGGAUCAUUGGAUUUGUGGUCGUCUAAACAUAGUUGACAGACGGAUAUAUCUGUACAAUUCAUUGCGUUCUGGAAGGUAUAUGACAGCUGCAAAAGAGGCUUGGAAGCCUUUUUCUGUUAUUUUACCAUAUUACUUCUCUAUGUUAGACUUCAAAGGCCUUCGCAACGAAGCUAAGUUUAGCACUAUGGAACCGUUCCCUAUUGUUGUUGUUGAUGGUUUACCCGAGCAGGUCACAGCUGAUUGUGGUGUUUUUGUAGCAUCAUUUGCUGAGUAUUUCAUUGAUGGCAAACCCAUCCCAUCCUCUGAUUUUGAUGUGGAAAUUCACCGCGAUCGUUUGGCUGUGUUAUUUUAUCAAUAUGGCAUGAAGAAGCAAACUGAGAACAUUGAAAGUGAAUCCGAGGCCCCUCCCAGCCUUCCCAAGAAGUGA
Cannabis sativa is the source of this 2250-nucleotide messenger RNA. RefSeq lists its product as uncharacterized. Gene Ontology annotation, molecular function: cysteine-type peptidase activity. The coding region runs from base 1 to 2250 and encodes 749 amino acids. NCBI's taxonomy places the organism in Eukaryota, Viridiplantae, Streptophyta, Magnoliopsida, Rosales, Cannabaceae. The transcript is spliced from 9 exons. Gene Ontology annotation, biological process: proteolysis. The record is from RefSeq and is a predicted model, not a curated record.